Molecule: messenger RNA, 3712 nt
Organism: Carlito syrichta (Philippine tarsier)
Lineage: Eukaryota; Metazoa; Chordata; Mammalia; Primates; Tarsiidae
Gene: SGSM2
Product: small G protein signaling modulator 2
Exons: 24
Coding region: 69-3152 (1027 amino acids)
Molecular function (GO): GTPase activator activity
Source: RefSeq, a predicted model, not a curated record
UGGGUAGCGCGGAGGACGCAGUCAAAGAGAAACUGCUGUGGAACGUGAAAAAGGAGGUGAAGCAAAUCAUGGAGGAGGCUGUCACCAGGAAGUUUGUGCACGAAGAUAGCAGCCACAUCAUUGCUUUGUGUGGUGCAGUAGAGGCUUGCCUCUUGCAUCAGUUGAGACGCCGUGCCGCUGGCUUCCUGCGCAGUGACAAGAUGGCAGCUCUAUUCACCAAGGUGGGGAAGACGUGCCCGGUGGCUGGGGAGAUUUGCCACAAGGUACAGGAGCUGCAGCAACAAGCAGUGGUCAGGAAACCCUCAGGGGGCAGCCAGGAGGCCCUGCGGAGACAGGGCUCAGCCAGCGGGAAGGCCCCAGCCCUCAGCCCACAGGCCUUGAAACACAUAUGGGUACACACAGCCCUCAUCGAGAAAGUUCUUGACAGGGUUGUGCAGUACUUGGCUGAAAACUGCAGCAAGUACUACGAGAAGGAGGCAUUACUGGCAGACCCUGUAUUUGGCCCAAUCCUGGCUUCUCUUCUAGUGGGACCCUGUGUCUUGGAAUACACUAAGCUCAAGACAGCUGACCACUACUGGACUGACCCCUCUGCUGAUGAGCUGGUCCAGAGGCAUCGUAUUCGGGGUCCCCCAAAUCGCCAAGACUCCCCUGCAAAGCGCCCAGCCCUAGGAAUCCGGAAACGGCACUCAAGUGGCAGUGCAUCAGAGGACAGGCUAGCUGCCUGUGCCCGUGAGUAUGUGGAGUCCCUGCACCAGAACUCAAGAACGCGACUGCUCUAUGGCAAGAACAAUGUGCUGGUGCAGCCGAAGGAGGACAUGGAGGCUGUCCCUGGCUACCUUUCCCUGCACCAGUCUGCAGAGAGUCUAACUCUGAAGUGGACUCCCAACCAGCUCAUGAACGGGACUCUUGGGGACUCCGAGCUGGAAAAGAGUGUUUACUGGGACUAUGCCCUGGUGGUGCCUUUCAGUCAGAUCGUCUGCAUCCACUGCCACCAGCAAAAGAAUGGUGGCACACUUGUGCUGGUGAGCCAGGAUGGCAUCCAGAGGCCACCACUGCACUUCCCACAGGGAGGACACCUGCUGUCCUUUCUGUCCUGUCUGGAGAAUGGGCUGCUGCCUCGAGGACAGCUAGAGCCCCCGCUGUGGACCCAGCAGGGGAAGGGGAAGGUGUUCCCCAAGCUACGGAAACGAAGCAGCUUGCGGUCUGUGGACAUGGAGGGGAUGGGCAUGGGGCGGGCCACAGACUACGUGUUCCGGAUCAUCUACCCCGGGCACAGGCAUGAGCACAUCACUAUUAACUACCACCACCUAGCGGCCAGCCGAGCGGCCUCGGUGGACGAUGAUGAGGAAGAGGAGGAUAAACUACAUGCGAUGCUCUCAAUGAUCUGCUCGCGGAACCUCACAGCUCCCAAUCCGAUGAAAGAUGCUGGUGACAUGAUCGAGAUGCAGGGCUUUGGGCCCAGCCUACCAGCCUGGCACCUGGAGCCUCUGUGCAGUCAGGGCUCCUCCUGCCUUUCCUGCUCUUCCUUCAACUUCCCAUAUGCAACACCCAGCCACUGCAGCUGUGUCCCCGACCGGUUGCCCCUCAGGCUACUGUGUGAGAGCAUGAAGAGGCAGAUUGUAUCCCGGGCCUUCUACGGCUGGCUGGCAUACUGCCGCCACCUGUCCACAGUGCGUACCCACCUGUCAGCACUGGUGCAUCACAACAUUAUCCCACCCGACCGGCCCCCGGGGGCCUCGGGAGGCCUCACCAAGGAUGUGUGGAGCAAGUAUCAGAAGGACAAAAAGAACUACAAGGAGCUGGAGCUGCUGCGGCAAGUUUACUACGGAGGUGUGGAGCACGCGAUCCGCAAGGAUGUCUGGCCCUUUCUUCUUGGCCACUAUAAGUUUGGUACGAGCAAGAAGGAGAUGGAGCAGGUGGAUGCAGUGGUGGCAGCAAGGUACCAGCAGGUGUUGGCAGAGUGGAAGGCCUGCGAGGUGGUGGUGAGGCAGCGGGAGCGGGAGGCUCACCCAGGACUCACCAAGUUCUCCUCGGGCAGCAGCAUCGACAGCCAUGUGCAGCGCCUCAUCCACCGAGAUUCCACCAUCAGCAACGAUGUGUUUAUCUCUGUGGAUGAUAUGGAGCCCCCAGGGCCCCAGGGCCCUGAAGAUUCCAGGUCAAAGCCGGAGGAACCAGGAGCUGGGACUCCAGGCACCGCCGUGGUGGAGCAGCAGCAGUCAGUGGAGUUUGACUCUCCAGACUCAGGACUGCCAUCCUCUCGCAAUUACUCUGUGGCCUCAGGCAUCCAGUCGAGCCUAGAUGAGGGGCAGAGCGCGGGCUUCGAAGAGGAAGACGGCGGUGGGGAUGAAGGCUCCAACAGGCUGGUUCCUGCAGCCCACGCUUUCUCUGAGCCCCACGAUGCCGGCCAGGAGACGGCUUCUCGGGCCAGAGAGCUGGAGGCAGGGGAGGAGCUUGCGGCUGUGUGUGCUGCUGCCUACACUAUAGAAUUACUGGACACCGUGGCCUUAAAUCUGCACCGCAUAGACAAGGACGUGCAGAGAUGUGACCGCGACUACUGGUACUUCACGCCCCCCAAUCUCGAGAGACUCAGAGACAUCAUGUGCAGCUAUGUGUGGGAACACCUGGACGUGGGCUAUGUGCAGGGCAUGUGUGAUCUGCUGGCACCUUUGCUGGUCAUCCUGGACAAUGAUCAGCUGGCCUACAGCUGCUUCAGCCACCUCAUGAGGAGGAUGAGCCAGAACUUCCAAAAUUGGGGCACCAUGGACACCCAUUUUGCCAAUAUGCGCUCCCUCAUCCAGAUCCUGGACUCAGAGCUGUUUGAACUGAUGCAUCAGAAUGGAGACUACACCCACUUCUACUUCUGUUACCGCUGGUUCCUGCUAGAUUUUAAGAGAGAGCUGCUGUAUGAGGAUGUGUUUGCUGUGUGGGAGGUGAUCUGGGCUGCCAGGCACAUCUCAUCGGAGCAUUUUGUCCUGUUCAUCGCCCUUGCCCUGGUGGAGGCCUACCGAGAGAUUAUCCGUGACAACAACAUGGACUUCACUGACAUCAUCAAGUUUUUCAAUGAACGGGCUGAGCAUCAUGACGCCCAGGAGAUCCUGCGGAUUGCCCGGGACCUCGUCCACAAGGUGCAGAUGCUCAUAGAGAACAAGUGAGAGUUGGGGCCUAGAGGCACCUGGACUCCAGCAGGGAGAGGUGCAGGGGUAUCGCAGCGCAGACUGUCCCAAGCCCCAGCUGACCCUGCCUGCCCAACUGUGUCCUCAACAAAGUGAUUGUGAGCCUGAAAUCUGACUCUGGGUGGUGCUGACCCUGCAGAGAAAGUCGAGGGCCAGGAUGCCCUCAGAUCAGGGCUGAGAUGGGAGGAUCGGCCUCAGGGAGCACCUGCCUUGGGGAAUACCUCCUCUGCUCCCCUCUCAAACAUCUGGGAAUAGCCCCACAGCCUGGACUGUUGCCCAUGAGUCAAUCGGGGCCCUGUAAAGUUAGCAGGGGCUAUAGUGGCCUGGGCCUUACCUAGCAAGGGUUGCAUAGAGCAGGGGGCUCUGUGCUGUUCUCAUCUGGGAGUCCCUUUGCAGACCCAGUGCAUUGUGGAUGCAGCCCCAGUGAGAGCACCCAGAACAGCUGCCAGUUCAGGCACGUGUCCUGGGUGCAGGAGACCUGGGCUAACUUCCAGGCCCUCCUCUGAGACUUCUGGGGCCCUGAGAUUUCAGAGAAUGUG